CCGAAGUUGAGUCUUCUCAUCAUCUAUCCCCUGAAUUGGUAGGCUGGGGUUGCCUUGUGACAGCUGCAAGAUGAGGACAGAGUUUAAGAACUGCAAGAAGCCAGAGGUGGAUUACAGGAAGGGGCUAUGGUCACCUGAUGAGGACCAAAAGCUCAGAGAUUCAAUCCUUCAGCAUGGAGUCAGCUGUUGGAGUGAAGUUCCUGCCAAAGCUGGCUUGCGGCGAAAUGGAAAGAGUUGCAGAUUGAGAUGGAUCAACUACCUCAGGCCUGGUCUAAAACGUGGAAACUUUUCACCAGAGGAGGAGGAGACCAUCGUGAAGCUUCAGUCCAAGUUGGGGAACAAGUGGUCACAAAUAGCAAUGCAACUACCUGGAAGAACAGACAAUGAAGUUAAGAACCACUGGAACUCCUACAUGAAGAAGAAGAUCACAAAGCCUCAAGAACUACACACCUCUAGCUCAGCAAGCUCAGCUCUUAAUCUGACCAUCCAAAGGCUAACAAUGCACAAAGAAGAGAAUGAUCAUGGUGUUCCAAGUGCUGCAAGAGGAUAUACUGAGGCACUUGAAGCAUGUCUGAAGAACUAUGACCAAUCUGUGAGUCAAAACAUUGGUGGUGUCCAAAACAGGACAGCAGCAGAUCACUUCCCCAAGGUUUUAUUUGCUGAUUUCUUGUCAUUUGAGCAGGCCAACUGGGACAGCUUGUUCAACUUGGAUGAUGCAAUUAACAAUCAGUGGCACUGCAAUAAUUUCUACACAGCUUCACAAGUCGAUGCACAGUAUGGAAAUAAUGUCAUCGUUCCAAAUGGUUUCAGAUUCACCAACACUUGUGGGCAGUUUGAAUGAGAGUUUGAGCUGAUGGUAAACAUUGAUGGUUCUCAUUCCUUCAAAUUCAGUGUUAUUUACUAAAGACAAUGAGAGUAUGACUGAAAUGCAAUAGCUAAAUAAC
Molecule: messenger RNA, 944 nt
Organism: Musa acuminata subsp. malaccensis (wild Malaysian banana)
Lineage: Eukaryota; Viridiplantae; Streptophyta; Magnoliopsida; Zingiberales; Musaceae
Product: transcription factor LAF1-like
Source: RefSeq, a predicted model, not a curated record